Molecule: messenger RNA, 4056 nt
Organism: Pseudomyrmex gracilis
Lineage: Eukaryota; Metazoa; Arthropoda; Insecta; Hymenoptera; Formicidae
Product: nardilysin-like
Exons: 15
Coding region: 428-3754 (1108 amino acids)
Biological process (GO): proteolysis
Molecular function (GO): metal ion binding; metalloendopeptidase activity
Source: RefSeq, a predicted model, not a curated record
AUAUACACUGUGUUUAUUGCACAUUGAACGUUCUCGUCGGGUUUUUUUUGUUCUGCUGCCCUAACCUCACAACGGGACGGAGACCAUGAUUGUCAUUUAGGUAGUUGACCCAGUUAGGCCGCAUGUAAUAUAAAAAUUUACACAAAAAUUGUUUGGAUUUGAGUGAUUGGACGCCUGAAAAUAAAAGUGGACGCCGACUGUUCCGUACAAUCGUCGUUUUCUGAAUUUCUGAAAGAUUUCUCACGAAAGAUAUUUAUUUCCUGUGCGGACAGAACGAUUGUAAUCGAUCAGAUUGCGUUAAAAACAUUAAUGUGAACGAUACGCGCUACUCCUGACACGCAUCAUUUCCGUGCAAGUAGUACGUGCAUUCCGUCUUUACCCGAUCUUCAGACGACGCAUAACUAACCACGUGUUUUUGUCGAACAAAAUGCCGAAGAACACGCAAAAUCCGCCGGAAAGGAAAACGAAAACGGGUCAGGAUGUCGUCGCGGGUGUCAAGAGCGGAUCGCACUCCUCCGCUCAGUCUGAUCUCAAGUCCGACGGGAUACCGGAAACAAAGUGCUCGAUGAGCGACAACGAGAAUUUCAAGGUCGAAUAUUUGGACACACCAGUGAAAUCGGAAAAUGACAAAAAGGAGUAUAGAGUCAUCAGAUUGCGAAAUGCAAUGACAGCAUUGCUAAUAUCUGAUAUGCAUUCAAAAGAGUCAUGUGCUCAAGAUGAAGAUGACCAGGAUGAAGAUGAGAGUGAAGAUGAAAGUGAUGAAAAUGAUGAGAGCAGCGAGGAUGAUGAUGAAGACUAUGAUGACGAUGAGGAAGAUUCAGAUAGUGAAAGAUCUGAGGAUUAUAAUGCUUCAAGAACAAAACGCGUCAAGAGAGAUGCAAAAAAAGCAGCUUGUGGCUUAUGUGUAGGAGUAGGCAGUUUUAGUGAUCCAGAAGAGGUUCCAGGCAUGGCACACUUUCUCGAACAUAUGGUCUUUAUGGGAUCAGAAAAAUAUCCAGAAGAAAACGAUUUUGACGCGUUCAUUAGCAAACAUGGUGGCUAUUCCAAUGCCUCCACAGAUUGUGAGCACACAACGUUUUAUUUCGACGUUCAGGAGAAGCAUCUGCUUCCGGCUCUUGAUCGUUUUGCUCAAUUUUUUAUUAAACCUCUGAUGAAGAAAGACGCCAUCACGCGCGAACGAGAAGCUGUGGAGAGCGAAUUUCAGUUGGCCUCACCUCGCGACGAGAACAGGAGAGAGCAAUUGUUCUGCAGUUUCGCGCGUAACGGUCAUCCGGCCACCAAGUUUGUUUGGGGUAAUCUGGUGACGUUGCGCGAUAACGUGAACGAGGACAAGCUGUACGAAGAGCUGCACAAGUUUAGAGAGCGCCAUUAUAGCGCUCAUAGAAUGAAGUUGGCUAUACAGGCGAGAUUGCCGCUAGAUACCCUGGAAAAGUACGUCACGACGUGUUUCACUGAUGUGCCGAACAACGAGUUGGUACCUGACGAUUUUACCGAUUUCAAAGGCAGCAGUUCUUUCGAUACUUCGGCUUUUCGAAGAAUAUACAGAGUUAAACCAGUCAAAGAUUGCAGCCACUUACAAUUAACGUGGGCACUGCCUCCGCUACUGGAUUACUAUAAGAGUAAACCGUAUCGAUAUAUCUCGUGGAUUCUCGGACACGAAGGCAAAGGAUCUCUGAUUAGUUAUUUGCGUAAGAAGACGUGGGGUUUUGAAAUAUGCAGCGGUAAUCCCGAGAUUGGUUUCGAGCACAACUCCAUGUACUCGUUGUUGAGACUCAUCAUAAAUCUAACGGACAAAGGAUACGAGCACUUGGACGAAGUCCUGGACGCGAUAUUCUCCUUCGUUAAUAUGGUGAAGCGCGAGGGUCCGCAGAAAAGAAUUUACGACGAGCUUCAUCAAAUGGAAGAGAAUGAUUUUAGAUUCGCCAACGAAGAGGAAUCGGCGGAUUACGUGGAGGACUUGUGCGAGAGCAUGCAUUUCUAUCCGCCGCGUGAGUACAUUACCGGAAGCGAGCUUUACUUCGAAUACAAUCCGGAGGCUAUACAGCACUGUCUGGACUACUUGACGCCGGACAAUGUGAAUAUCAUGAUCUCGAACGGCAAGUUCAGUGAGGAGAGCUUGGACAAGACCGAGCCCUGGUUCAAGACCAAGUACACGGACACCGAGAUUCCGAAGGAACGUAUCGAAACCUGGAGAAACAUACUCAUACGCGACGAUUUUCAUUUGCCCGCGCCUAAUCAGUUCCUCACUGACGAUUUUUCUCUGAUAACGUUACCGGCGGACUGUUCGAGAUACCCCGUCAUGAUACACUGCGACAAUAUAUCCGAGAUUUGGUAUCGUCCGGAUCCCAAGUUCCGUUUGCCGGAUUGUUACAUGAAUUUCCAUCUUGUUUCCGCGCUGGGCUACGAAACGCUGGAGAAUGCGGCCAUUAUGGCGUUAUACGUCAGUAUAUUGAAACUGUUGUCAGCGGAAGAACUUUACCCGGCUACGGCAGCUGGGCUUGAUUACACGAUCAAUGACGGCGACAAGGGUAUUACGAUAAAAAUUAAUGGAUUCGACAAGAAAUUGCCGCUCGUGUUAAUGAUCAUUGCAAAAUACAUAGCGGACUAUGAGAACGUUGACAGGGAGGAGUUGGUCAAGCUUUUCGAAGUCGCCAAAGAGUAUCUGCUCAAGACGUAUUACAACACGUUCAUAAAAGCUGGAAAACUCGCACAGGACGUGAGAGCGAGUAUACUUAAGCACACGUAUUACACGUACGUUGACUUGCACGCUGCUCUGCGACGCGUCGAUUUCGAAAUGUUUCACCGCUUUAUCAAGAGUUUCACCGACCAACUAUACGUCCAGUGCCUCGUGCAAGGCAACAUGACGGCGGACGCCGUGUUGAGCAAUGUUCGGGAGUUUAUCGAAAGGCUGAACACCAAAUCGCUGCCGUUCGACGCGAUGCCAAAGACGAGAAUCAUGAAGAUACCUCUGGGCACGCACUAUUGCAAAGUGAAAAACAUCAAUGUAACCGAUGUGAAUUCCGUAGUGAUGAAUUAUUAUCAAAUCGGGGCCGAGUCGAUCAAAGUGUCGGUGCUGGUCGACCUGUUGAUGAUGAUAAUGGAGGAACCGUUGUUCAAUCAACUCAGAACUCAGGAGCAACUUGGCUAUGAUGUCUCUUGCUCCGUCAAAGAUUACAAUGGCAUAUUGGGAUAUACUGUUACGAUUCACAUUCAGGCGGACAAGUACACAACCGAGCACGUGGAUCAACGAAUCGAGGAGUUCUUGAAUUCGCUCAACAAUUUCCUGGAGAAAACCUCGGAGACGGAAUUGGACAAUAUCAAGGACGCGCUGAGGAAGACAAAGCAGUGCGCCGAUAUUGAUCUGGAAGAGGAAGUUAACAGGAACUGGGCGGAGAUCACGACGCGACAGUACAAAUUCGACAGACUCGAGAGAGAAGUGCUCGCGAUAGAGCACAUAAAUCUCGACGAGCUGAGACAGUGGGUCGCGCAGCACACCCGAAACGGUGGCAAUUUCCGGAAAUUGAGCGUGCACGUGGUGGGAACGGAUCCCAAGAGCAGAGUGGACGUCGAGGCAAAUGAUACCGAGGAAGAGGGGAAGGCGGCGAAGGAAUAUUCUCUAACUUUCACAGCCGAUGUUCAGCAACAUAUUGAGAGAAAAGAAUUGACAGAUUCCAACUACAUCAUGAACAUCCCGGAGUACAAGAAAAAUCUGUCCGUGUAUCCGCUGAGAGAAGUUGACGCUCUCAAAGCGUAAUGGCUCUAUUAACAAAAUGACGCAGUAUAAAUGUGAUAAUAAAACCUAUUGAGCUAUAUACGAAAGAUUGUUUUUUUUUUUGUUUAUUGAGCGCUUGAAAGGUGACGAUUAUUCUCACCGUGUAAUAAAUAGCAACAAUGGAAUGGAAUAUGCGAAACAUGUAACCAGGCUUGUUUAUUUCGAUAAACAAUUUUUUAUUCACACGGAUUAUAUAACAAUAUAUUGAAAGUAUUUUGUAUGUUGUGAAGUGAUACACUUUAAACUAUCACUUGAAAUUAAAUGACACGAUAUUAUCGAUUUUA